This is a messenger RNA of Fusarium sp. VM40, 429 nucleotides long. NCBI's taxonomy places the organism in Eukaryota, Fungi, Ascomycota, Sordariomycetes, Hypocreales, Nectriaceae. The record is from the annotation of a GenBank genome assembly.
AUGUCCCGCAAGAGAAAGCAAGACGAGGAGGAGGAGCUUGUCUCCCUCCCUGAAGAAGAUGACGGCGAGGAGGAAGAGGAGUACGUCUCCACCGCAGACGAAGAAGAACAGAGCGAAGAGGAUGAAGAUGUCGAGGAGGAAGAGGAAGACGAUGAAGACGAAGGCGCUGACGAAAAGGUCGAGCCUCCUGUAAAGAAGCGCAAGACGGCCGAGGCAGAAGUUGAAGAAACCAAUGGCGAUGCCGAGGAAGAAGAGGAAGAGGAGGAAGAUGAAGAGGCUGAGGCUGAAGGCGACGAGGAGGAUGCUGAGGGUGAUGAAGAUACUGCCGAUGCCUCUGUCCCAGCCAAGGAGGAUGUCAAGACAGCUGCUGCGCCUGCUGCUACAGAGACUCCGGAACCCAAGGCAGUCACAGCUGGUGGUGACGAGUAA